This is a messenger RNA of Lathyrus oleraceus (garden pea), 1241 nucleotides long. RefSeq names its product magnesium dechelatase SGRL, chloroplastic. The transcript is spliced from 5 exons. Bases 267 to 1046 code for a protein of 259 amino acids. The record is from RefSeq and is a predicted model, not a curated record. Lineage: Eukaryota; Viridiplantae; Streptophyta; Magnoliopsida; Fabales; Fabaceae.
UAAUGUUAACUAAUAAAAUAAAGUAAAAAGAAAGAAAGAAAAUGUGUGGAAGAAAUGGAUUGAUAGAGAUUUUGGAUUGUUGCGGUGUUUGAACAGAAUCACACAGUCCACACGAACAAACCAAACUGAGAACACUAAUUUCCCACAUCACUCCUUCUUUCUCUCUCUUUCUAUCUCUAACUCUUUUAACAGCAGAAGAACAAGGAAAGAAGAUAAUGGUGGUGACAUGUGAAACAUGAAGAGUACUGUAUUAUUAUGCAUCUUCAAUGGCAUCAUUAUGUCAUAAUGCCUUUUCAUUUUCACCUACAAAACUUUUCCCUAUCAUGUUAAAGCCAUCUUUCAGAUGCUCCUCCAUUACUACUAAUUCCACACCUUCCUACAAUUCCAUUGUUUUUGAGACUGUUAGGCUAUUGGGUCCUCCAACAAAAUUUGAAGCUUCAAAGCUGAAGGUUGUUCUAUUGGAAGAUCAGAUUAACAGAUAUGCAAGUAUUAUCCCAAGAACCUACAUUCUAUCCCACUGUGAUUUAACAGCUAAUCUCACUUUAGCUGUUUCCAAUGUCAUCAAACUCGAGCAGUUGAGAGGGUGGUACCAGAAGGAUGAUGUUGUAGCUGAAUGGAAGAAAGUGAAGAAUGAAAUGUGCCUACAUGUUCAUUGCUUUGUUAGUGGUCCUAAUUCCUUCCUAGAUCUCGCUGCUGAGUUUAGAUAUCACAUUUUCUCCAAGGAAAUGCCUUUGGUACUCAAAGCAAUUCAAUGCGGAGAUUCUGAACUUUUCCACGAGCAUCCAGAAUUGCUGGAUUCUAUCGUUAGAGUAUAUUUCCAUUCUAGCUCAAAAAUAUACAACAGAAUGGAAUGUUGGGGGCCUUUAAGGGAUGCAAUGGAGGGAAAACGAGGCGAUCAGUUACAAGGGUUGAUAAACAGAGAUCGUCCUCCUGAAGAAUGGAGAAGCCCAAUGUCCACAUUCCAAGCUCUUUUUGCUAUUCUUCUUUCAAAUGUAUUACUGGUAACUUGGUUGAUUUGUUUAUAUCCCGAUUCUUUCCUCAGCUAGAGCUGGGUGGGUUUAGACGAAGCAAAAUUCAGGUUGCAAGAAUGACUAUGAGAGGAAUAUGUAAAAUUGCACAAAAACAUAUUACUUGUGCAAUAAAGGAAAUUUCAUUUCAUGAAUUAUGUAAUUAUGAAGUAAAGGAAUUAACAGAUUGGAUUAAAUCUCACUCAAAGAUAUGGCCUUAAUUUUGGUUUUUCA